This is a messenger RNA of Cladophialophora yegresii CBS 114405, 1068 nucleotides long. RefSeq lists its product as uncharacterized. The transcript has 2 exons. Bases 1 to 1068 code for a protein of 355 amino acids. Gene Ontology annotation, molecular function: oxidoreductase activity. NCBI's taxonomy places the organism in Eukaryota, Fungi, Ascomycota, Eurotiomycetes, Chaetothyriales, Herpotrichiellaceae. The record is from RefSeq and is a predicted model, not a curated record.
AUGGCCCCGACGACUCAAGCCCCGGCCAUACCGCCGACCAUGCGCGCCUGGGUACGUCGGCGGCGCGGCCCAGCGCGUAGCGUCCUCGAGCUGGCUACUGGCCUUCCUACACCCGCUGUGCCGACCCGCUUGUCGUCCGACGUGUUGAUCCGCGUAUCGCACGUCUCGCUACAGUUCACUACCGGAAUGGUGAUGAAGACGGUGCCUAUUCUGCCCUUCUCCGGCCCGUGGAUUCCCGAGAUCGAGCUGUCCGGUGAGGUGGUGGCCGCCGGCGAGGGCGCGCCAGCCGAGAUCCGUGAGCUGGGCACGCACGUUGUCGCCUUCCAGAGUGUGCCGCUGCCUCUGCUCCUGGGCCACGGUGUACUGGCCGAGUAUGUGCGGCUACCCGGCAGCCAGGUCGCUCGUAUCGACGCCUCGCUCGGCAUGGCAUCGGCUUCGGGAAUUAUCUGCUCCGGCAGCACAGCGCUGAAGAUAAUCCGCACGGCGGCCGUCCGCGAGGGCCACACAGUGCUCGUGAAUGGGGCCAGCGGGUCGAUCGGGUCGGUCCUUGUGCAACUGUGCAAGCUGCGUGGCGCCAAGGUGGUUGGCGUGGCCAGCGGCGGGAACGAGGCUAUGGUGCGCGGCAUGGGCGUAGAUGAGUUCGUCGAUUACCGCAAGCACGACCCGCUGCCGGCCUACCUGGCGCAGCAGUACGGGAACAAGCGGUUUGACUUUGUGCUCGACUGCGUCGGCACGCAGGCGCUCUUUGUCAACUCCCCAGCAUAUCUUAAGCCCGAGGGCGCUGUCAUCAACGUUGGCGCGCUCGAGGGUAUCGGUGUGACGGUGCGCAACAUGCUGUUAAACACCUGCUUACCUACCUGGCUAGGCGGUGUGCCCCGACGCUACAUCAUGUUUAGCACUCCUCCAGCGCGUGACGACGCUGUGUACCUGGCACCACUGAUCGAGGAGGGGCGCCUGCGCGUCCCUGUCGACUCCGUCUUCGACAUGGAGGACGGUGUGAGUGCCUACGAGCGCAUCGCCACGAAACGUGCGCGGGGCAAAGUCGUGGUCAAAGUGCGUAGCGACUAA